AUGUCAAACCAAUCAGAUAAGGAGAAUAAUUUGUCUACGAUCCCCGUCUUGGCGUUACAGACCCCAAAUACGAAUUUCGUAAAGAAAAAUACUACCUCUACUAGAAUAUCACCUUUAAAGCGAUUACAACAACAGGGUAAACUACCACUACAAUCCAAAAAUGGGAAUAAAUCAAAUAGUAUCUUGAUAAGUCACAAAGGAAAUAACACAAGGAUAAAAAAGUACGGUUCGAUUUUAGGGCUAGAAAACCCGGGCAAUUUUAAGCUACCUAAAACAAAGAGUCUAAUAUUGAAAGAUAAUGAAAGUUCAGAAUCCGAGGAGGAAGAUGGACUCUUGAAUCGUAAACUCAAAGAAGCUCUGAGUCGAUCCCAAAAUGACGAAGAUAGAGAAGGAGAUGGAAGUGUGGGUUUGUUUGCGAAAGAGGCUUUUCAAAAUCACAUAAGUAAUGAUGACGACAGUGAAAUUGAUAUUAUAAAUGGUAAAGAGAAAGAUGUUGAGCUAUCAUAUAUUCCAGACCACUACGAAGUCAUUGCUGCAGAUGAAAUCGAGAAGCUUAAGCAGGUGAAUUUGGGAACGAGAUUCAAGAGCUCAGCGAGCAGUGGGCUUAAUGAUAAUGACAGUACGAUCCAAUUUUUAGAACUAGAACACGUAUCAGAUAGUGACACUGAGGAGAACAUUGAUCCUUCUUACAACGGCGUUAACAGGAUCGGUAAAAACAGUACGAAAAGUAAGAGCAUUGAUUUCGAUAUAACAGAGGAAAUCGGCACAAAAUAUGCUGGCAGCGGGCUCGAUGACGACGACAUAGAAGCCAUGCUAAGAGAUCUGUGA
Kazachstania africana CBS 2517 is the source of this 828-nucleotide messenger RNA. RefSeq names its product securin (gene PDS1). The transcript has a single exon. The record is from RefSeq and is a predicted model, not a curated record. Lineage: Eukaryota; Fungi; Ascomycota; Saccharomycetes; Saccharomycetales; Saccharomycetaceae. The coding region runs from base 1 to 828 and encodes 275 amino acids. Gene Ontology annotation, cellular component: cytoplasm; nucleus. Gene Ontology annotation, biological process: chromosome organization.